Molecule: messenger RNA, 2098 nt
Organism: Rhinolophus ferrumequinum (greater horseshoe bat)
Lineage: Eukaryota; Metazoa; Chordata; Mammalia; Chiroptera; Rhinolophidae
Gene: THEM4
Product: thioesterase superfamily member 4
Exons: 6
Coding region: 862-1572 (236 amino acids)
Source: RefSeq, a predicted model, not a curated record
CCGGGUAACUUCUAACUUUGUGACUCCUAAUGAAAGAGAAGGUCCUGGCAACAGUAACACUCGAUAUAUAACACAUUCCUUUUAGUGCUCACAACAAACAGGUGAGAAAACAGGCCAGGUGCAAUUGAAGAAGAGUCUGUACAAGGUGUCAACUGGUGAAGGGGGAGGGCGUUUGAACUCAGGUCUGUCUCCAGAGCCAGAGAUGCCACAUCCUUCAAACGUUCCUACGAUUUCUAUUUCUGUCUCUCUUUCUACUCGAAAAAGCCUGACUUAAGGACUUUCAGCUCUGCGGCAAUUUUUAAGGGUGUGCGUGGGAGGGGUGGGGAGAAGACAGAGGAGCGUUUUCAGCGCAUAAAUACCCUUUGCGCCCAGAACGUUCUCUAUCAGCCACUACGAACCAGGGACUGGUCCGUGGCCUACAAGAAAACCCUUCACUCCUACAAUUCACGGCGUGCGCUCCCACCCGCCCCCGGCGCCGUAGGUCUUCUGCGGGAGGGACCCAGUCCAGGCCGGGUAAAGGGGGCGAGACACCGGAGGGAAGACGCCGACUCAUGCCCUCGCAGCGCGCAGGCGCCGGGACCCAGACGGGCGGGAGGGCGCCGACUCCGGCCUUGGCAGCGCGCAGACGCCAGGGCCGCGGGGCCCCGAGCGGCCACCGCAGGCGGGGCCGCCUCUCUCGCGCCUCCUUCGCCGGAAAGGCCGUGGGACUUCACGGCCCUCUCGGGCCGCCGCCCCUCGGGAGCGCGCGGCCUCCGAGGCAAGCUCCGCCCUCCUCUCACCUAGAUUAAUAGGAAGAGCGGAAGGCGGGGUGAGUCGGCGGUUGCCUGGGUCUCGGCUGCGUGUCCGCGCCCCCUCGGAGCCAUGCUGCGGAGCUGCGCCGCGCGCCUGCGCACGCUCGGGGCCGGGCGGGGAGGCGCGCGCCCACCGGCUGGAAACCCGGGACCCGCGCAGAGGUGGUUUUCUUCGGAGAAGCUCUCUGCAAACGACCGCUCGCUCCCCAACCCCAGCUGGAACAAGGACUUAAGGCUCCUCUUUGAGCAGUUCAUGAAGAAAUGUGAAGACGGCUCCUGGACACACAUGCCUUCCUAUAGCUAUAAAAAUACUCUAAGUACUCAAGACUUCACAACUCUUAUUCGUGACGGAAAGCUUCCAAAUAAACAUUUGUCACAAGCCCAGCUCUUCACCAGAAGCUAUGAGGAAGGCUUGGGCUUUGAGUACGUGAUGUUUUAUAAUGAUGCUGAGAACAGGACAAUUUGCUUUUUCCAAGGCGGUCCUUACCUGCAAGGAGCACCUGGGUUCCUUCACGGAGGGGCCAUUUCCACCAUGAUUGAUGCUACGCUCGGCACGUCUGCGAUGAUAGCUGUGGGAAUUGUCAUGACUGCCAACCUCAACAUCACUUUUAAAAGACCUAUCCCCCUUGGUUCCGCUGUUGUGAUAAAUAGCCAAGUUGAUAAAAUUGAAGGAAGGAAAGUGUUUGUUUCCUGUAAUGUUCGAAGCGCUGAUGAGAAGACCGUAUACACAGAGGCGACAAGCUUAUUUAUAAAGCUGGAGCCUGGAAAAAGUUUGACAUAGAAGAGCUUCUGGUGAAUUCGACACCACUCUGCGUAAGGCUCUCCUUCCUCCAGAAGAAGCCGUGGUCCCCAGUCCUGCCUGCUCACCCACUGUUGAGCACCCCCAUAGGGUGGAGCCUGAUAUCACUGCCUUCCUGAAUGGUCCCCUGAAUACAACUCUGGGAGCUCUGUUUCCACCUUCUAAACUUUUCAUACAGAAACACUUCCUGCGAGAGUGUCAGCAAUUCCUGGUGUCGCCUUAGGAUAAGUGUCUGGUUUUCCUGAAAUGUGAUAUCUGCCCCACUGCAGACUGGAGGAACAAUUCUUAUUGAAACUUUCACUGCAAACUUGGAAAUGCCAGAACACCAAGGAAGGAAUAAAUAUGUGGGUGCAUAUAUGUGUGUGUGUGGUACGAGCGUGCAUGCAUGAUCAAUUGCAAAGCUAGUUUUUUGUUGUUGUUAAUUAUCAUUAGUUUCAGGUGUACAAAACAGUGUACUAGUUAGACAUUUACACCCCUCACAAAGUGAUAACCCCCUCCUCCUAUCUCC